Molecule: messenger RNA, 1027 nt
Organism: Spea bombifrons (plains spadefoot toad)
Lineage: Eukaryota; Metazoa; Chordata; Amphibia; Anura; Pelobatidae
Gene: RHOA
Product: ras homolog family member A
Exons: 5
Coding region: 187-768 (193 amino acids)
Biological process (GO): stress fiber assembly; cell migration; small GTPase-mediated signal transduction
Cellular component (GO): cleavage furrow; dendritic spine
Molecular function (GO): GTPase activity; GTP binding
Source: RefSeq, a predicted model, not a curated record
CGCAGCCGGGCGGGUUCUUCUGCUACAAGGAGCCGGAGUUAGUGUGAGGUAAUAACGGCCGCCGCCCGUGGGAGGAAAGGAAAUCUCGGCAGCGACACCCCUCAUAUAACCGAGCCGGUUACCGAGCUCGACGGCGGCUUUUAGCUACCAGACUAAUCCGAGUUCCACUUCGAGGAGGCCUCAGCCAUGGCAGCCAUUCGUAAGAAGCUUGUGAUUGUGGGAGAUGGAGCGUGUGGAAAGACCUGCCUCCUUAUCGUUUUCAGUAAAGACCAGUUCCCAGAAGUUUACGUCCCAACAGUAUUUGAGAACUAUGUGGCCGACAUUGAAGUGGAUGGAAAGCAGGUUGAGCUGGCACUCUGGGACACAGCUGGGCAAGAAGAUUACGAUAGACUGAGACCUCUGUCCUACCCGGAUACAGAUGUUAUAUUAAUGUGUUUCUCCAUCGAUAGCCCUGAUAGUUUAGAAAACAUCCCUGAGAAAUGGACCCCUGAAGUAAAACAUUUUUGCCCUAACGUGCCAAUCAUCUUGGUUGGGAAUAAGAAGGAUCUGCGAAAUGAUGAGCACACUCGCAGGGAGCUCACCAAGAUGAAACAGGAGCCAGUAAAGCCAGAAGAAGGCAGGGAUAUGGCCAAUCGGAUUUCUGCUUAUGGCUACAUGGAAUGCUCUGCAAAGACGAAAGAUGGUGUCCGGGAGGUGUUUGAGAUGGCCACGCGGGCAGCUUUGCAAGCCCGACGUGGCAAGAAGAAAACCACAUGCCUUCUCAUCUAACUUAGAAACAUGCUGUAACGCACACAACACAUACCACGUCCCCACACUCCUGACUGAGAUGUGGUGGAGGGGCCAAUGUGCAACGAGGGAAAAGCCCCAUGGCAUCUGUACCGUCAACAAAAAAAAAAAAAAAAACCUUGACGUGAUGUUUAUUAAUCUUUAGCGUGUUCUUACUGGCCUUCAUCUACUUUUUUUUUUUUGUCUGUAAUGAGUUGAAAUUUUAUAUAAAAAGUCCUCUUGCUACCAGUAUUUAAGUCAA